This is a messenger RNA of Lucilia sericata (common green bottle fly), 8479 nucleotides long. RefSeq lists its product as uncharacterized. Gene Ontology annotation, biological process: regulation of DNA-templated transcription. The record is from RefSeq and is a predicted model, not a curated record. Gene Ontology annotation, molecular function: RNA polymerase II cis-regulatory region sequence-specific DNA binding; DNA-binding transcription factor activity, RNA polymerase II-specific. The transcript has 14 exons. Bases 340 to 8178 code for a protein of 2612 amino acids. NCBI's taxonomy places the organism in Eukaryota, Metazoa, Arthropoda, Insecta, Diptera, Calliphoridae.
UUUUCUUAUAGAGCGUCGUGAGUUUUACGUAGCAGUGUGUUUAAAUAUAUUAUUAAAUAUAUUAUUAGUGCAUAGUAAAAUAAACAAUUUAAUGAUUAAAAUGUUUAAUGGCAUAAUAAUUUGCUAAAAAACAUAAAUAGUGUUUGUGUUUUUAUUAAAAGCUGAACAUUUUCGCCACAGCUCUGUCAAUUUUUUGUUUAGCUGCUUCUAUUUACAUUCUAACAUUCACUUUAAAGUAAUAACAUGUAUUAUUUAUAUAUGUAUAAAAUUGUCUAUUUUUGUUUACAAAUUUAAAUUGUUAAUUUUGUUAAUAAAGAAUUAAAUAUUUUAGCAUUUGAAAUGCUAAGCCCGGAGGAAUAUAUUCUCGAUUUUAAGGCAGAGGAGAGAAAAACCCAAGCGACAGUUUUCGAUAUAGAAGAUAUUGAAAGUGAUGGCACUUUAUCAGCCAGUGAGGUCGAUAGCAAUGGCGGCGGUACUCCCACACCACCAUUGCUUUGCAAACUUAAGAAAGUUCGUGUUAUGAUUAAAAAAUUACCCUCCCAUGUUUUAGAAACUUAUAAACUAAAUAAAAAUAAUAGCAGUAAAGCAAAAACCAACAGUUCCUCUGCCAAAAAGGCUGCAAGAAUAUCCAAACGAAAGGGAGCCAAAACUGUGCCAGGUUUAUAUUUGUCUUUACAUGUUAAUAAACCUUUAAAUGAAGUUCUUAAUGUACGAAAAAGACGCAAGAGUACUUUUUUAAAUACUUCGCGAAGACAUUUCAAUAUAAAUAAGCAAAAGGUGGUAACUAACGAUAAAAAAUCUGUAGAACUUUCGCAAAAAUCAAAAACAACCACAAGAAGAUCUGUUAGAAGUAUUGCUCUAAAAAAUGAAAGAAGCAAUACUGUUGCAAAGUCAUCAACACAAAAAAACUGUUCCACUAUCAGCAGCUCUUCAGCAAGAACCUCUGGUCUAAGAAAAACAAGAAAAGAGUGUCAAUUCAUUAAACCCCAGGCACCUUUAAUAACAAAUAUUUCAUCCAAUAGACCUAAUACUAGUUUACAUGCAAAGAUAGCAGCCACUAGACCAAUAAACAAAGAGGAAAAAAUAAAAAGAUUUGUGGCCACAUUACCUAAUUGUCCAGAUGUUGUCAUAACGAAAUAUGAUUUACCAACAAACUCGCAAACUAGAUCGUCACAGUUUACACAUCCUGCAAAUUCUUUAAUAUAUAAUCCAGCAGUCGUGCCAUCAUUACAAACUUUAUAUCAAGCUUAUCCAGAUUCCAGAUUGCUAACUACACCACAACAUAAUAUUACUAUCCAAGUUCCUGAUACUUCAACAUUAACAAACUUAUCACAAAUACAAAAUACACAGACAAAUAACGCUUUUCCCACACUCAUUAUGUCUGCUCCCCGUCGUCUACCAAUGUCAGUACCAAACCAACCACCAAUAAUACCCACUUCCACUUUAACACAAACUUCCUUUAUAACGCCAAAAGCAAAUGAUUCCAUUACAAAGCCAGCAUUAAAAAAUGAUCCUGAGCAAAAUAAAACCAAAAAUUUACGAAAAAGGCAACGAAAAGAUACGGGAAAUUAUUAUGAAAGUGAUAUGGAAACCUGUCUGCAAUCCGAAUCUGAAGAUCUGGAAAUGUCGGACACUGAACAGCGUAGCAGCAAUGUGCCAGAAGUUAUAAAGCGUAUAAUAUAUCACACUAAAUCGGUACAAACAAAGUUCACUUGCAAUGGCACCAUUUGCGGCUUAGUAGACUCGGAUGAAUUUAAUUUAAAUUGUUUUUACUGUUAUGAGAUCUUUCCUUUGCACAAAUGGAUGGAGUUUAAGGAACAUAUUAAAGUUGUACACCAUGUAGAGGAGCAGGCAAAUGAAAAUGAAACCGAAGAAGAAGAAGAAACGGAAAAUGCAAAUCUUACCACAAAUUCCGAUACUCAAACUAUAAAUCUAAAGGCAAAAACUUUAAGCAACAAGGACAGGUUAAUAGCAAAACCAGUAGAAUCACCUCCUAAAGAAUGUGUUUAUAAAAAAUUGCCACUCGAACCUAGACUUGUGGCUCAACGUGAGCGAGAACUUAAUAGAAUAACCUCGGGCCCAGCUAAAAAUUCAAUAACUCAUGUAAAUAAGAGUCCAGCUAAGAAAUCCUCACAACAACUAAACCAAUCACAACAAUCAAAUUGUUCAUCUAGAGGAAAUACUUCAGUGGAUCUUAGCGAUGAUAUUAUUAGUUUAAAUAGCGAUGAUAGCGACGAUGAUGUUCUACAAUUGGUUGAUGAAGAUAUUAGAGAGCAUGUGGUGAAAAAUAAACAGAAAGUUAAAAAAUCUAAUAAUGAUAUGUCCCUAAUCGAUAAAGUAGCUAAACUGAUACCGCCACAUAUAACUAUUAAAAAGGUCCAAAAACCUUGCUCAACUGAAACGGCAAAUACCAGCAAACCAAACGUCCCGGAAAAAACAAUUUCUUUAGUAAAGCCCUUUAUUAACAAAGCAACUACUGUAACCCCUAAGACCACUGAUACUUCCUUAGAUGAGCCCUUUAUAAAAGUGCCUUCUAAUUUCAAUAUACAAAGAGUUAUUAAAUAUAUACCUAAACCCACUAUUGAAAAAUCAACCGGUGUAGAGAGUACUAAACCUAGAUACUUUGUGGUGAAGAAAAUUGUAAAACCAGCCAACAAGAUACCCAAUCUAAAUGUGUCGAAAGGCAUGAUUGUAAACAAAAGGUUGAUGGCAAAUGAUAAUGACAUGCCUUCGAAUGAUGAAAAUGAAGAUGCGAUGCCCAAACCCACCAAUGGUGGUGGUAUUUUAUUUGGUUUAACUAAUCCCAUGGUGGUUAUAGAAUUUCUUUUGAAACUAAAAUCUUUCCCAGAAUUAUGGCGUCCGCAAGUGAAAACUAAUUCAGCAAAUUACGAUGAAAGUAUUAAAAAAUUAUGUUUUCAUCUUAACAGUCGUUUCGAGUUAAAUAUAAAAGAUAUUGAAAUGCGUCUUAGUAUACAGCGCGUUAAGGAUUGGUAUUGUCGCAUGCUGAAAAAGAUUCACGAGCACAAUAAAAAUUGCAAUAAUACGGAACCAUUUAAACACAAAUUUCCAUUGUAUUUUAAAAUUCUAAAUCAAUUCCUAACCUCUGAUGUUCAUUAUACUAAUAACCUUUUGCUAAGUUCACACAAGUCCGAUACAAAUAUUAAUAAAUGUAUGGUAAAUAAGACGGCAGAGGAGGCUCCCAAAACAAAUGCAUUUCAUUUGGAUAAAGAGAAAGAAGAUCUGAAUAGUUCUAGAUCACUUUUAACACCAACAAACAACACAACAGCAGUUAACAAGGAACCAGCUGCAGCAACAACAACUGCAGUCAAAUCUACUACCCUACCUAUUAAUGAUCCACCACCCGACACAGAAACUGCAACAAAUUUAGAAAAUAAUACCGACAGUCUUAUAGAAUUUGAUGCCGAUAUUUUAUACGAGGACGAAAGUAGCGAUGAAGAGGUGCUGGAGCCAUUCGAUGAAACAAAACCGUCAAAGAAAAAAACCAAUAAACUCAAAGACCCUACCACAAGACGUACCAAGACUUAUUUGGGCAGGUAUGAAUGUGAUGUAUGCAAAAAAGUUUACAAACGUAAAUGUGACUUAAGACGUCAUAGAAUUCAUCACUUCCCUCCACAAUUUGAAUGUUCUGUUUGCUCACAAAAAUUCUUCUUCAAGCAUUGGGCCGAAAAAUGUAAUCAUCUUAGAAAGCGUAAAUAUACUAUAAUGAACAAAUCCGAUAAAACUGAAGCUGAAGGCGAGGGGCGUGUGGAAACCGUGAUACCCAAAAAAUGGCCCAAAAAAAUAUUUAGAUUUAAAUUGAUUUGUGAGAUAUGUGGUGCUUCCUAUAGACAGAUUGGUUCUUUGAAUUGCCACAAAAGAGACAAGCAUUUAAAUCAAAGACUCAAAUGUGUGGUAUGUAGUUUUACCGCCCUCACCAAUUAUCGCAUAGUGCAGCAUCAGAAAAAGCGGCAUAUUGUCGAACCGGGUACAGUAGAAGAAGUAGCUAAGAAAAGCCGAGCACGUACGGAUACUAAAACACCCUUUUCGGUGGAGGCUAGACAAGAAUUUGACUGGCGUCGCGAAAUGCGCAAGAAACUGCAGCCGGGUGAGAAAUUUUUCGCCUGCUGCAAAUGUCGCAUCAUCUUUAAUUCACGCAAAGAAAAGGUUUUACACAACAAACUUGAGCACCCCAUUAAAGAAACUUCUGUGGUUUGUCUUUUAUGUUUGCCCAAUAAAUUUCUCUUAUCCAACUCCAACUCAGCUCGACGUCAUUACACCGACAUACAUAAAGUACCCUGGGAUGAAAUCGAUGCUUUGGUCAAGCGCACUAAACCGGUUUUCAAUAUUUUAAGCAAAGAUGAAAUUGAGCUUUUAAAUGCCAGUCAAAAUUGGAAGGAACUUUUGGAAGAGUUAAUAAAGGAUAGAGAACUGGAGCCGGUGGAAAAGAUAAAGACUCAAGUAGAUGAAGAAGCCAUACAGGCGAUACAAAAUUUACCAAUUAUUAACACAGAACCCGAAAUAGAAGUGAAUAAAAUCGAUGUGGAAUGUGGAACAAAGGAAGAAGAAAAUGUAUAUGUUGAUGGCAUGGAGGAGAGUAAGAAGGAUGAAAAUAUUUACGUAGAUAACAUGGAGGCAGCAAAAGAAGAAAAUGUUUAUGUGGAUAACAUAGAGGCAGAGAAGGAAGAUAAUGUUUAUGUAGAUGACAGAGAAGAAGCGAAGGAGGAGAAUGUUUAUGUAGAUGGCAUCAUAGAUCAUGACUACAAUAACGAGGAAAUGGUGUAUACUGAGCAAGAACAAUACACCACCCACAAUAACAAUGAACAUGAUUACAGCGAGGAACAAGGCGAUGCCAUUGAAAGUUAUAAUAACUACGAAGAAGAAUUAAAUGAACACAAUAAUGAUCAGUUAUAUGAACAUUCGCCCAACGUAGCAGUUGAGGGUAUAAAUGCACCCAUUGCUUAUAACAUAGAAUGCACUGAAGAUGUAAUAGACGAUCAUCAAAAUACUGAACAUAAUGACCAAGAAUAUCUUCAAACUAUUGUCGAUGAUUUGGUCGAAGGAGAAUUGGUCGAUGGGCAGUUGGUAGAAGAAUGUAUUGUGGUAGAAGAGUGUAUUGAUGAUGUUAUCGAUGAAGAACUGGAAUAUUUUGAAUACGAAAACAAGGAACAGUCCUCCGACGAAGAGCAUGAAGUAGAAAUAUUGGACGAUGAAUUGCAUGAAGUAAACAAAAAUUUAAACUGUGCGACCGACUUCUUCAAUAAAUUAAAUAAGCAAAUUAACAAUAAAAUGAGAUCUUGUUGCAUUUGCAAGAAAAAAGCUACAAAUGGAAAUCGAAAUUUUUUUUCCGUUCCAAAAGAUGAACGCCGAAAGAUAUGGAUGAAAGUUUGCCGUAUGAAUUUCAUGGCAAGUGCAGUGAUUUGCAUGGACCACUUUCCACCAAAUUCUAUUAUUAAAAAUGAAAGAAAAAUGAUAUUAAUGCCCAAUGCAUUGCCUACCUUAUGCAUCUCAGACGAAAAGCUAACGAGUAUUAAAUUGGAGAAUUUAUCAGACGAAGAGGAGCAUGAAGUAAAUAUAGAAAACAAUGUCAUUGAUGAUAAAGAGCAAAAUCCCAAUAUUGAAAACAAUUACAUGGAUGAACUGGAAAUCAACACCGCAGUUACCCCAAACUACUACCCGCCAGAUCCUCUUAGUAAUGAAAUUGUAGAAGAUGUGUUGGGAGAAAACUUAUUAAAUAUAAAUAACAAUGAGCUGCCUGAUCUUUUCGAAGGAAAUCCUCUUGUACAAAUACCUAUUGUUAAGCCAGAGAAUAGAUCAAUAUCCACACAAACUAAUACGCGGCUCUGCGGCUCAGUAGAAGUAUCCGAGUGCGCGGAAGAAUAUCGACUUAAUUGUUUCUAUUGUCCUGUAACAUAUCCAUUGGCGUACUAUAAAAAGUUCAUAAGUCAUAUGAAAAAAAAACAUUUUGACUUUGAAUCAGCAUUUGAUAUACCCAAAUAUGUUUCAGACGACCACGAUUAUACUCCAAUCAUUGAGCCGCCUUCCUCUCCACCAAUUGAUGCUGUUGUACAAACUCAACCACAAGAACCUCUGGUUAUUGAGGCUAACGCUUUACUACCAUGUCUAGUACGAUUAUUAAAAUCAGCCUAUAAUCCCUUUGGAACCGUUUUAAGUCAAAAUUCCAAUUCUACUAUAGCAGUACAGCAGAAGAACACGAUGGUUAAUUGCAACAACAAUGAACAAUUUGAUAAUUUUGUAAAACCUGCAAUACCACCACAACCAGCACUUGGAAAGGAAAAUAAACUAAAAUAUUCAUAUAUGUCCAACCAGAAUAUACAAACUUUCACUUUGCCAGAGCACUCGAAAAAUGAAAAAGACAUGCCGCUUAAAAAAAGAACUAUCAAAAAAUCCAGGAGAAAAAGUAUUUCGGGAAAUUCAGGGAAAAGUAAGGAAAAGAUUCUCUCUUCGGGAGUAAUUUAUUUACCAAAUACAAAACGGCAAACUGCUUUAAGUCGUUGUCUUAAGCGGUCUAGUACAAUUGAUACAUUAGAGCCGCCAGAGCCACUAGAAGAUGACGCUUCUCCUAUAGAAGAUGCAAAUGUUCAGCCAUAUACAACAGAGCUUUCUUUCGAAUACACGCCACGUGACAUAAUCGAUUCCAUGUUAGACUGUAUGAAAAAUUAUCCUGUCUUGUGGGAGUUUGAUGCUGAACCAUUUAAUGAUGAUUACUACGAAGCUGUUGAAGAAUUGUGCCGUGUAAUCAACGAAAAAUGGUCUAUGAAUAUCGAUAAUUUGAAAAUGCGUCGCAGUGUUAAUCGUGUACUUAGAUAUUACUGGUCGGUUUAUCCAUUGGAAAAUGUGGAAAAUAUAGAUCAAUUUACUUGUUAUUAUGAUCAAUUGGCGGCUUUUUUGCCAGCCUCUGUGCAUGAAAUAGCCUAUUCCCGUUGUUCGCACUGUUACCGAUGUUACAAAAAUGAUAGUGAUCUAAGAGCUCAUCUGUUGGAGGAAUUUAGGCACCUUCAAUGGCCCCACAAGUGUGUGCAAUGCAAGGAAUGUUUUAGGGAUAUUAAUGAAUUUGAGUUUCACAAAAGUCUGCCUCACUAUUUGGAAGUAUUCAGAUGUGAACAAUGCGGCAAGCCUUAUACUCAACGCAAUAAAUUCAACAAACAUGUAUCUAUCCACCAAAUAAAACAAAGUUCCGAACCCGGUAAAUACGUGUGCAAUAUCUGCGGCAAAGAAUAUAAACUUAGUAGUGAAUUACGGAAUCAUUUGGUUUAUCACGGAGAGAAAAAACACAAGUGCCAUUUGUGUCCGAAAGCCUUUUUCACGAAUGCCACUCUAAGACAUCACUUAAGAAGUCAUAAUAAAGAAUAUCGCUUAAUAUGUGAGGUAUGUGGCAAGGGUUUUAUUCACCACACCAAUCUCAGGGAGCAUAUGAAAAAACACACUGGAGCUAAGAUCACUUGUAAUAUUUGCAAUUUGAAAUUAAGAAAAUCAAGUCUAAUGCGACAUCUACGUACAGUGCAUGUAGCCUGCGAGGGCACCAUUGAAAGUACCUACAGAGCGAGAAACCAUCAUUAUAGGAAAUUACUACAAUGGCCCAGUAAGCACUAUACUCGCCGCACCAAAUAUAAAAAGGAGAAAGACUACUGUUGUAAAAUCUGUGACAUACAUUUCGAUGGCUACAAACAGAUUGUGGAACACAAUAAGGAAUUUCAUGCCAAUGGCCAAAAGUGGCCGUGUAAAUUAUGUACUUCGGAAUUUAAUCGUAAAUUAAAUCUCAGUCGUCAUUAUCGCAGAAAACAUCAGCUGCAUGCUUAUCAAGUUUUCAAAUUAGUCGAUAAGGGCGAAGAUGUAGAUACAGUGUUGGCGAUAAAACCCGAAGAGUUGGAUAGAUUAACCGAAACUUUACAGUAUUCACUGAAUACUGGAUUGACUGGAGCAAAUAGUACAUCUACAGCAGCAGCCGAAACACAAAAACAAAGCACAAUAGAAACAACUACAAUAAUCAAAACAGAUCCCUCACCAGAGGAGAUUUAUAUUGAGGAAGAGAGACUCCACAGCGAUACAAUACAAGAUCAAAUAAUGCAGGUUGUUGAUGAGGAUAACAUCGCCUCACACGAUAUUAAAGUCGAUGACGAUCAUUAUAUGCAUGAUUUUUUCACAAAUCUCUUAAAAUAAGUUUUCUAGUUUUAAAAUAACACAUUUAUUUUUUGUUCUUUUAAGUUAAAAAAUUGUUGUUUUGUAAGUUAUAACUUUAAGCAUUUUCUUUUUAAAUGUAUUGAAUUAAUUUAAUAUUUUCGUUAAAUUUCUUAUCGAUGGGUUUCCACUGUACUCCUUUCAAAAAUGAACAUUCUUAUUUGCAUGUUGAAAACAUUGUAAUUUAUUGGAAACCUUUUUAAUUGAGGAAUUGUGGCUUUCUUGUUAGCACUGUACAUAUUCUUGUUAAAUCCAAAUAAAUUUAGUAAAAAUAAAAAGUUUA